CUGUCGGCACAUUGAAACAGUUCAGUGCUGUCACUGACCAUCACGUGGCUAAGCAUGGAUUCGACUGCGAUCACUUCACUCCAGGCAACCGGCCACACUGCAUCAAGUUCAACUACUCCCUGUGUGACAUCACCCCAGUGCACGCCCUGCGGGGUGUCGACAUGUACAGGAAGGACGGACUCUGCAGCUCACAUCUGUUCAAGCUUUGGCCCAUCGCUCUCAAUGAAGCAGCAAUGGGACCAGACCUGGACAUCCCCAAAAUGGUAGGUUUGUGGCGCACUAAGGCGGUGGUCAGAAAACUCAUUAGUCAAUACAGCCAAAAAUCAGCAGCAGGACAAUUACACAAAUUUUUGAGAGCCAAAUUUCUUUUCAAGAAUCUGCCAAGAACCAUGUUUUUCGGAGUCAAAACCGAUUUGUGGCCGACUGGCCGAGCCGUGAUUUGCCGACCACGGCUCUAAGGGGUGUUACAUUCUACUGUUAUUGUUUGAAUUCCUCACCAGACCUAAAAGAUGACUUGCUUCUAAUGCUAACUUCCUUAAAACAAAGUUAGUGGGAUAAUAUACUAGUGUUAACUUGCUGACCUGAGACCAGAAUAUGACUUGCUGCUGGUGUGAUUAUCAAUGCUAAAUACUAGUGUUAACUUGCUGACCUGAGACCAAAAUAUGACUUGCUGCUGAUGUGAUUAUCAAUGCUAUAUACUGGUGUUAACUUGCUGACCUGAGAUCAAAAUAUGACUUGCUGCUGAUGUGAUUAUCAAUGCUAUAUACUGGUGUUAACUUGCUGACCUGAGAUCAAAAUAUGACUUGCUGCUGAUGUGAUUAUCAAUGCUAUGCUAUAUAGCAUGGGGUGAGUAACACAACUGAACAUAGAAAUAACCAGUUCUGAAGGAGACAUAAUGGCUUCCAAUGCAGAUUUCAACACUUUAGUGUAACUCCAGCAUAAACUCUGCCACUUUCUGUCCUACACAGCUCAGAACAAAUGGGUAUUUCUCACAAAAGCUGCACCAAUAGGGAGGGCUUAAUAUACUGACUAAUUAAUGAUCUUUAAUUACAUUUUUAUGACAGACCAACAAAAAGCACUUUUCACAAUUCUUUCCAUUUCACAUUUCAGUUUUCAUCUCCGUUGGCCCACAAGAAAAGUUACAAAACUCUCAAAAUCAGAGAAAGAAGACGAAAGACCAUCCAAAGCAUUGAUGAGAUAUUUCAGGAAUCCUCACCGGGAGAUCUCCGCAGCAGCAAAUCUGACAUGUCCAAAUCUCAGCCAUCCAUCCUGGUCCCUGUUGAUACAUCCGGAGCUGGGUUUGAGCGCAUGGCCUCCUUCAGGCAGUCGCUGAGAGAGGAGGAUGACCUGGGAGACAAAGAGAGAAGAAAGAGGAGGAGACGGACCGUGUCUGGAGUACCUGAGAAUAUCAUGCAGGUUAGAAUGCUUUCCUGGAAAAUUGUAUGCUCCUCAGCUUUUAAGGGCGGGGUUUUUCAUAUGCUGCAUAUGUAAACUAACUUUCUGCUAUAAUGGGCUGGGUUUUUCCUAUGGUACACAUGUAAACUAACACUCCUUCUUCUUGAAGAAGUUGAGAUAAGAAAAGUAUCAUAUUUAUUAUUUAUCAUAAUAUGAUUGCAUCUAGUGAUGGAAUCAAGGAUAUGGGGUUUAUUGUCAAGAUAUAAAAAUCACAUAGCAGGAAUUAUUAUUUAAAAAACACAUAGCUUUUGAAUUAAUGUUGCCCUUGAUCGUUAAGUAGAACUAUAACUGUUGACAUUUUAGUCUUGAGCUCACCACUGUCUGGAAUAUAUUUCAGGUCACGUAGUUGACCUCUCUCUGCUUAAUUAAUGUUUCUAGAAGGAAGCCUCAAACCACAAUUUUUAUGUGUUCCAUUUUUUAAAAAAAUUUAGUUUUGUGUGAGUGUGCAACAAAUCUAGGAAGUAAAUAUGUCUAACGUGUCUUAUUUUUACAUCUUUAACUUGUCAGGAGCUCGAGCAGUUUGAACGAGGUCGACGCAUUGAUAGAGACCGACCUCGUAUGUACAGUCUUGAUGACCUUGACCAGAAAGCCCUUGACGCCAAAGAUGAAGUGAUGCAGCAAUACCUCAUGGAAAUAGAUGCCGCCAUUGCCGAGCGAGAGGAGGAAGAGUUUGCAGAGCAAAGGGAGGCAAAACUUCUCAAAUUCCUGCCUUGCAGGCGCUCUCGAUCACUUCCUCGCUGUGUCAAACUUAUAUCUGGCUCCCGAAAGGAUGGACUUACUCGGUCCUCCCUCUACCAAAAGAAACAAGAUAAAAGCAGAAAUGAAGAGUUCUCACUCAAACAGUCCACGGAUGCCCUACACAGCAAGUUCACAAGCACUGCCAGUUUGGGUAGUUUGAGAUCUUCCAGAUCAUCCAAGAGGUCCAGCAUGAUCGGGGAGAAGAUUAAGUCAUUGGUCACCAACACACUCAAGCCAAGGCCAAAGUCCCUUGACUUUGACUCCAUUGAAGUUAAAGAUGAAGAAGACACUAAAAAUAAGGCCGGCGGACGACUCAAAGACAGAUCAUCCAGUUUGAGCAGAGUUAUUUCCCCUAGUAUGCCAGACGGUAAGUUUUCAAAUUUUGUUAACUUUCAUUUGUUAGGUUAGAUUUGUUAGAAAAUUGUUCAUAUUCAGAAAACAGGAAAGUAUGAAAAGCAGAUUUGUUCUACCUAUAAAUGGAUCACAGACUUAUAGCUACUUAAACUUGUGAAACAGCAUCUUGUUGGAAUGAAUCACCUUUGUUAGUAUAGAGAUAAUCCUUAAAAGUCUCAUUACUUUUUAAAAAAAAAUUUAAUAUUAUGUCUGCAUAAAUUGCUCGUGGUAAAAUUUGUUUUCUUUUGCUGCUUUGAUUUAAGUUUAAGCAAGACUAAGUAUUUAUUACAUGAUGUAAGCAAGACUAAGUAUUUAUUACAUGAUUUAAGCAAGACUAAGUAUUUAUUACAUGAUGUAAGCAAGACUAAGUAUUUAUUACAUGAUGUAAGCAAGACUAAAUAUUUAUUACAUGAUGUAAGCAAGACUUAGUAUUACAUGAUGUAAGCUAGACUAAGUAUUUAUUACAUGAUGUAAGCAAGACUAAGUAUUUAUUACAUGAUGUAAGCAAGACUAAGUAUUUAUUACAUGAUUUAAGCAAGACUAAGUAUUUAUUACAUGAUGUAAGCAAGACUAAAUAUUUAUUACAUGAUGUAAGCAAGACUUAGUAUUACAUGAUGUAAGCUAGACUAAGUAUUUAUUACAUGAUGUAAGCAAGACUAAGUAUUUAUUACAUGAGGUAAGCAAGACUAAGUAUUUAUUUCAUGAUGUAAGCAAGACUAAGUAUUUAUUACAUGAUGUAAGCAAGACUAAGUAUUUAUUACAUGAUGUAAGCAAGACUAAGUAUUUAUUACAUGAUGUAAGCAAGACUAAGUAUUUAUUACAUGAUUUAAGCAAGACUAAAUAUUUAUUAAAUGAUGUAAGCAAGACUAAGUAUUUAUUACAUGAUGUAAGCAAGACUAAGUAUUUAUUACAUGAUGUAAGCAAGACUAAAUAUUUAUUACAUGAUGUAAGCAAGACUUAGUAUUACAUGAUGUAAGCAAGACUAAGUAUUUAUUACAUGAUGUAAGCAAGACUAAGUAUUUAUUACAUGAUGUAAGCAAGACUAAGUAUUUAUUACAUGAUGUAAGCAAGACUAAGUAUUUAUUACAUGAUGUAAGCAAGACUAAAUAUUUAUUACAUGAUGUAAGCAAGACUUAGUAUUACAUGAUGUAAGCUAGACUAAGUAUUUAUUACAUGAUGUAAGCAAGACUAAGUAUUUAUUACAUGAUGUAAGCAAGACUAAGUAUUUAUUACAUGAUGUAAUUAAUGUGAAUUUUAGUGCAAAUCACUGAAAGCACUAAUGAGAUUUUCUUUUAUCUCAAAAGGUUAAGAGAUAACAGAGGUAGGUUGUAAGUAAAAAAAAUUAGUCUAUAACUAGAGAUUCUGGAAUUUUUUUUUUAUUCAGGUAUUGUAUCUAGGACAACAUCCACUGAGUCACAGAUUGGGCCAGGAUCAUAUUACUAUUUCAAUAACAAUACGAUUCCCCGAGCUCAAGCCAAAAAAUAUGACUUCCCCUGGGACUCUCUGCCUAAAGACUGGACAACUUCAGUCAAGUUACGAGAAAUUUCCAAACGUCGCAAGGAAGAUCGUCAGAGCUCUUCAGGUAAUAUAUGUGUUUUGUAAACUGCUUUGUACAACAUUGUAUAAGUCUGCUUGGUUUGUGAGAAGUGUUUUUGUGUGAGAAUAAAUUCAACAUUGGUCCUGAUUUUUCUUGUUAAACAUCUAAAACCCUCAAACUCAGUUCAUACAUUAACAAGAUAUACUUUGGUUUCAAUAAAGUUAAGCUUUUUUUACCAUUAAGUUAUUCACGCUUGGGUUUCUCCAAUGGUUCAAUGAAUUACUUUAAUUAUUGCUAUUUUCAAAAAGCUUUGUUUAAAAAUGUGGGUUCAAACAAAUGAGGUUAUCUUUUAAGAACUCUUGAUUUAUUCAUUCUUUACAUAAAUGUGACAAUGUAACAUAUGUAAGAUAUUUGCAGAGAUAUUUUCAAUGAGAUAUUUUCAGUGAUAUAUUUUCAGUGAUAUAUUUUCAGUGAUAUAUUUUCAGUGAGAUAUUUUUCUAAUCCUCUAAAGAAACUUUAUUCAUCCUUUAGAUCACCCAACUCUUAAUGUCCCAUAAUAUACCAUUACUUCCCAUUUUUUGCAUUUGUUUAUUUAUCAGUCUCACUCUUAUCAACAUUCAAUUUUCUAUCAAUUAAUAUUAUAUCAAGUCUGAAAACUAUCUAAUGCCAUAUUUAUUGACUAAAUUUCCAGGAAACUGGAGUCAAAGUGGAUACAGCAGCAACAGACAAUCUUUGGAUUCUGAUGUUAAAUCCAGUCAGCCCUCCACCAUGUCACAGUACUCUCUCGGAAAAGACUCUGGCAGAGAUUCACCAAAAUGUUCUGUGGAAAGGUAAAAUUGCUGUUCAAUAUUUGAAAAUAAAAGAAAUUUUCUUCGCACAUGAAAUAUAGUGUCAGAAAAUCUGUCAUCAUCAUCAUUUAAUUUGAAAAAUAAUUCAUUUAAUUUCUAGUUAACUUGAUAAAUUGCAUCCUAUUAACUUAUCAAAUUUUUUGUUGUCUUAAAAAGGGAACUAACAAAGAGAAAAUAUUAUAUAAAUUAAAUUAUCCAUUGCUUUAUUAUAUCCUGUGUGUGUGUGUAGCGGGUGGGUAUGAAUAAAUCUAAAAUGAAAAAGAACAACUUUUAAUAAAAUCAAUAUCACUGCAUGUUCUAUGUAUCAAGAAACAAACAAUAAAGCUUACAUAAUUGUUAAACAGUAUAAAGUGUAUUUAAACAUCUGUAAUAUCAGUUAGUAAACUCAAAAAACUAACUUGAAAUGUCUCUUUUCACAGAGAUGGCCUGGACACAGGGUACAUGGGAGAUGCUGCCAGCAAUGAGUCAAUCUCAGACACAAAAUCAAUGUCUAAUACAGACAGUGACGAGUGGAUCAGAUCCCUGGCCGAGAGGGCAGCUAGUCGUGGGGACGUGACCUCAACCAGUGCAGAGGCUCUGGCCAAUUUGUCCAGGCUCACAAAACAAAACAUUAGAAAUUUGGAUAUUUUAGUGCCAGGACGAAAGUGUUUGCGUCAGCCGAGACGUGAUUUUGACGAUGACGGCGAAUCAUCUGUUUACUCCUUGGACACUGAAGGCUUCUACACUUCCUUCCACAAUGACAGCGGUCUGAGAAAAAGUACAAACACACUGUUAGAUGAUGAGGAUAUGAUGAUGCCUUCUAAAUCCUUGUUUUCUAAUGGCCUUCAAAGUGCUUCCAGCUACAGCACAGUCGAAAGUGCCAUCUUCCGGGCAUUUGAUCAAGAGGGCAGUGACACACUGACAUCAGGCUCUUCUGUGUCGUCACCAAACCUUGCAUCGCUGGCUGGAAACGGAAACGAUUAUCCCCUCUCUGACUUAAAUGACUUUGACAUUCCUGAUAUAGAUGCAUUUGAAAUGGGUGAAGGACCCCUUGAUACAGGGACUCUCAAACCUAUGAAAGACAAACCAAAAAGGCCGCCAGCGCCUGUUCCUCCCCCUAGAACUUCCAGUGCAAUGACAAGCAGUGGGUCAAGACCAAACAGCGAUGACCUGAACAGCCUUACAUCGAAUUCUGUCAACAGUGAAACAUCACCCGAGUCAUCAGACCAUGAAGUCAUCUAUGCCAGACUUAAAAAGAAGACGAGCAUCUCUGUCAAAGGUUUCCCUUCCUGGUGUCCCGGGCUGGCCAGCGAUGAAGAUGACAUCACACUCAAAGAUCCACUCAGUGCUUCCAGAGAACGCCUCAAUGCUGAAUCUUCUGAAGUCGAAGAGAUGUUUCAAUUGGGCAAGGAAUCCUGGUUAUCGGGAACGAUACCUCGAAGUAAAAUGACCAAAGGGGUUGGGUCGCCUGAAACUUUCAGUCUUACCACAAACUCCUGGCCAAGGAUUAAGCGUCCAUUGUCGCUCCAACCGGGCAUCCUCAAAACACCUGAAAAAGACAAGGUCAAACCCACUGGUAACCCUAAAAUACUGAACUUUGACCCGGUAGUAAACCUUUUUGAUGCGAAAUCACCCCAUGGUGUGCCAUUGCCACUCUCUCGGAUGUCUUCGUCAGAUGAGAGUAACUCUCCCCCCGGCAGUUCCCCACCUCCUCCCAGUACCACUUUUGACUUGUCCACCCAGAAGUCUUCUAGUGAUUGUGCUACAGAACAGGGAAGACCAUUCAAAUAUAUACCAACGUUUAAUGCAACCAGAGAAUUGAAACCGUCCAGUCAUCAUAAUAUGGUCAGUUACACAAACAAUUUUAUGAAACUGAAAGCAUAUUAUUUUUAGCUAUUUGCUUAAAUAUGCUCAGUACUGUUACUAUGGAGGAAAAUAUGUUUAGUACUGCUACUAUGAAUGUAAAUAUGCUCAGUACUGUUGCCAUAUAAAAUCUGAGAUGUAGUAUACAAAUACUGCAAAUAUAACAUAAAUAAACACACAAAAAUUCUCACAGACAAUUUGAAAGAUCUUUAGCCAUGUGUUUUUAAUGAUGAUCUUUUUCAUAUAUCAUUGAUAGAUUAAUCAUAUCAGUUUUUGAGGCUACACAUGCUUGCUCUUAUUAUUCUCAGUUUUCUUCUAUUUCAAGUAAAAAGAUAUUUUAUUGUUUGUUUCAAUUUCUUCUUUUUUUUACUUUAGCCGCAGCUUCCUAGAGAUGUUGUCGGAUCAUCUACUCCAACUGACAAACAACAGAUGACCUCGCCAACUUCUGCUGGUUUCUAUGACAAAGAUGAUGCAAACAGGUCCAGUUAUUCAAGUGAUCUCUCUGCGAUACAUUCAUCUUCCUGUUUGUCCAUAGCUUCGUUUGACAGCUUUGACGCUCCACUGUCAAGGCCGUUCCAGGCACUGGACAGGUCCAGUGAAAUGCUUGGCAGCAACAGCACAAUAGCUUUAUCUGAUAUAGAUACAUCCAGCUUCACGCAUGUUACCAUGACAACCAACCUGUCGCCGUCAGACUCGUCUUUUUCUCUAAACUGGGACACCGAUGACACACCUAACCCUACGCCACUCGUUACCCCAGUUCGAAAGAAAGAUCUUUCUUCUUCGAACUCCAGCCAAGUUUCUAGAAAUAGGAAUCUAAAUGACUUUUCAGCACAAGAUACAAAUAGCACAGUGCCAAAUAAUCCAAGCAUUAAUAUGCCUACCCUUCCCAAAACAUCAGCUGUGGUCAGCCAGGCUCUACAUGAGGCUAACAGUAAGCUCCAGACCACAGGAAGUAAUGAUCGUUCAUCUCCCUUUCAGUCUAGUAUUAAUAUUAAGUCUAUGCAAUCUGUUACAGUGACUAUGCCAACCAACAGUGCACCAGCUCAAACUUCUUCCAGUGACAAAAAUAACAACAAGAGCUCUUACUUCAACUUUCCUGAGCCAAACAUGUCACAACAGUCAUCAUCACAUCAGCAAUCAUCGAGAUUGAAUAAUUCACAAACUUCAAAUUUCAGAACGAAUCCUCCUUCUCAUAGUAACAAUCAAUGUCAGGCAGCAAACAGUAGCAUGGCUCCAAGGAUGUCCCAGAAGGAACGAAGAAGAAGUAGUCCUAUAACAAAUGAGCAACGAAAUGAUUCAAGUUCUUCAGCUGUCAGUGGAAAUGAAAGUGGCUCAAGCAGCAGUUGCAAAGGUAGCAUCAAGGAUUCCAGCAAUCGACGCAGGAGUGGGACAGAUGCUUAUAGUCCCGCAGAUAGUGGUUUUGGAUCCCCAUCUGUCUUCAGUGAACCUGGGUCUGUUGUCUAUUCCCCAUCGGAGCAACCAGCGCAAAACAUCUCCAAAGGUCCCCAGAUCAAGCAGAUGCUACUGACAGACACCAAGUCUCAUAUAAUUCAGAAACCUGCUCUUGCUGCAGUGGGUGGGUCCCAGAGAUCGGAGUAUCCAAUGAAAGCUCUAAGCACAAUACCCAGCCAAUCCAAUGAUUCCCUCAAUUCCCAGUACUCAUUUAGCUCAACCAGUCAGCUGAUUGGUAAAAAUGCAAAAACUGAUUUGUCCCAGCCAGUGUUACAUUCUGGCACAUCGAGUGAAUCCCUGCAUUCUAACAGCUCUGCGGGUCGCUCAGCUUCCUAUCGUGUGGCAUUGCUCACUGAAAGUCAACAGAUGAGUUUAAUACCAGAUAAACAAUCCCAUUGUAUCAAUAACAACAACAUUACCAAAACUAACCCACCCUUGUCACGCACUGCCCAGACCAGAUCUAUGUCUAUUCCUGCGCCAGAAUGUAUCGAUGAUAAUAUUAAUCGUGCCGACUCUUAUCGUUGUGCAGUUAGAAAUACCCAGAGUGCGUAUAUUGCAGACAUGAUGGGAAGAAAUAGUUCAUAUCGCCUAGCAACUUGUGAUGAAGAUGUGGUCGUCACCAACAGCAGAAUGGAGGCCUGUAACUUGUGGACUGGAAAAACUGGAGCUACGAGGGAUGUCCGACGUAUGGGCAUAACAGAUGUUGACCAACUGAAGCACUACCUCAAUGAGCCAGAUGGACGGGGACGACACACUGGCAAGCAAAGUGUCGGUAAAAAUGUUGACACCCUCCACUCCAAGAAAAGAUUAAGUGUAAAAUCGGAUACCUUGGUAGAUCCUAACCCUAAAACCUCCCCCUCAGAGCAGAGACAUGCUGUGAAAUCAAGCAGUAAAGACAAGAACAAACAAAAAACCCAGUCGUCCACCUACAUCAGGUUUGAUCCAAUCUUUGAGAGUGGUGAGGACCUCCGGGCAUCCAGUGAAUCACUACGUCCUCCCUCCAUUGUUUCCAUCAAGACUUUAGCUAAGGCGGACUCCAAUGACAUCAUCAUGCAAGACAACUCACGUUUGAUUGGACAAAAGAAUAGUGUCACGGCACAAACAAGACGAAGGUCAGGGUCUCAGGGUCGCAAGUCCUCAGAAGAAAAAUCUGGGCUGACAUUAUUUGACAGCAUUAGAACAACUUUCAAAUCCAUAGGUGGAGGAAAAGACAGCUCUUACAAAUGAUUUAUCUUAUUGAUUUGUAUAAAAUUUAAAUUUGAUUAUAUGUAUUAAGUUCAAUUCUCAACUGUUACUACAUUAGGCCACAAGGCACAAAGUAGCUCACUAUUUUUUUGUUGAUGCUAGUCCACCAUCUAUAAAGGAAAUUGUUUGUAACUGUAUCAAUUUGAAUUUGUGAAAAUAAGAAUGAUUGAAUGUCCAAUAAGGUGAUUUAAAACACACUUAAAUAACACUUUGAAUAAUACUUUAAAUAAUUCUUUAAUAAUACUGUAAAUAACCUCCUUAAAGAAAGGACGUUACAAAAUUAACUUACAGUAAGUUAAAGACAGAAAUAUAAGUACAGAGAUUUCAUCCCUCGGAAGUUUCUGGUUUGCCAUUGAGUCAUCAAGAAAACAGGUCACAGUUUGUUAACAGUUUUAACAUGACUGAUAAAGGGAGGUCACUUUGUUUACGAAAAAAUCUUUCUCAUCAAUUUUUUUAAUGAUUUUGUUACAAGUCUAUGCAUUCAAUAACUGUACAAAGAUAGUUAUCAGUCAAGGUGCAUUUAUGGAUGUUUUUAAAAAACAAAAAGUGCCUUAGAGAAGAAUACCUAAUACAGUGUGUAUUCUAUAAACCACAUAGUAAUGUACCAAUGUUCGACAUACUCUGGGACAGGACUUCUAAUGUUAAACAGUAUGACACAAACAAGUUAUCUAAAGAAACAGUAUAUGGACACUUUAAUUAUGUCAAGACAAAUACAAAUUGAAGAUGUUUUCAUGUCUUCAAUUUUUAUUUGCAUACUGAUUAUAAAAAUAUAAUUUUGUGGCAUGAAAGGUAUUAAUGCCAAGGCCAGGUGUUUGCCGUUGCUCCUUAUUACAUUAACUAAUUGAGAUCUUUUUUUGAUCUAACUAGAUUAAAAUAUGAAGCCAGAUUUAACUGUAGACCCUCAACCUAAAUUACAAAUAAGUUUGCUAUUUCCAGUAUUUUAUCUUUGUAUUUUCUUCUGUGGGGGCG
This is a messenger RNA of Lymnaea stagnalis (great pond snail), 10479 nucleotides long. The record is from the annotation of a GenBank genome assembly. NCBI's taxonomy places the organism in Eukaryota, Metazoa, Mollusca, Gastropoda, Lymnaeidae.